Molecule: messenger RNA, 1161 nt
Organism: Capronia epimyces CBS 606.96
Lineage: Eukaryota; Fungi; Ascomycota; Eurotiomycetes; Chaetothyriales; Herpotrichiellaceae
Product: thymidylate synthase
Exons: 1
Coding region: 1-1161 (386 amino acids)
Biological process (GO): dTMP biosynthetic process
Cellular component (GO): cytosol; mitochondrion
Molecular function (GO): thymidylate synthase activity
Source: RefSeq, a predicted model, not a curated record
AUGGCGCCUUCUGCAGUUGAAAUAGACAGCGUCUCGCCUCCUAGCGACUCUACGAACUUUCUCAAAGAAAACGCCAAAGCCGUGCAAAAGGAAUCACUAAAUACCUCUUCCACCAUGACCAAAGCAUCCCCCAUCGAAACGAAUGCGCGAACUCCCUCAUCCAAGGGGACGCAUCACGAAGAAUAUCAAUACCUCGACUUGAUCCGUGACAUCUUGGAACGCGGGGAGCAUCGCCCUGACCGAACCGGCACAGGCACCUUGUCUCUGUUCGGCCCUCCUCAACUAAGAUUCAGCCUUUCCAAGCCGGACCCCUCCUCUGACACCACUGAGCGAAUCCCCGUCCUACCUCUUCUAACUACGAAGCGCGUCUUUCUGCGCGCCGUGACCACCGAACUGCUGUGGUUCGUGGCCGGCUGUACCACGUCCAAGCCACUCUCGGAAGCCGGGAUUCAUAUCUGGGAUGGCAACGGCUCGAGACAGUUCCUUGACAAUCUCGGAUUUACUGAGCGCGAAGAGGGAGACCUGGGCCCCGUCUACGGCUUCCAAUGGCGACACUUCGGAGCCGAAUACCAGGAUUGUCAUGCAGACUACAACGGCAAGGGAGUGGACCAGAUCAAAGAGGUGGUGCGGAAGUUGAAACAUAAUCCCUACGAUCGGCGAAUCAUCCUCAGUGCAUGGAACGUUGCCGACCUGUCCAAGAUGGCGCUGCCACCGUGCCAUAUGUUUGCCCAAUUUUACGUCAGCUAUCCUGACGCUCCCAGAGGCGAAGCGGCCGUCCAGCAGCAGGUCAACGGCUCCGAGAAUGCGGACAAGCCAAGGCCAAAGGGACAUUUAUCAUGUCUGCUGUACCAAAGGUCCUGCGAUAUGGGGCUGGGCGUCCCCUUUAACAUCGCCUCCUAUGCGCUUCUGACGCAUAUGUUGGCCUAUGCCUGCGACCUUGUCCCGGGCGAGUUGAUCCAUACCAUGGGCGACGCGCAUGUAUAUCUUGAUCACAUCGACGCCCUCAAGGAGCAGUUACUUCGAGAGCCGCGAGAGUUCCCCACCUUGAACAUCAAGCGCAACGACCGCGGAAGUGGCGAGAUGGACGGCUGGAAGGUCGAAGAGCUGGAAGUCGUUGGGUAUAAACCACAUGGCGGAAUCAAGAUGAAGAUGAGCGUAUGA